UUUACGGACUUCUUGAUAAAAAAGAAGCAUCAGAACAAGGCAAGGCAAGCUAUCCUUGGGGACUUCUCCAUCUAGCUAGCAAUGGGCUUCAAACACCAGACUCAUAAAACUACAUCAUCUUCUAAUUCCUUUUCUGUUAGAUUUUCAACCAUUCUUAUUCUAACCCUUUUCUUCACCUCAUUUUACCUGUUCAUUUCUCCACUUAGACAUGUAAAUCAAGAACCCACAAUUUUUCCAGGGAAAACUACUUCAUUUAGUGGUGAUCUUAGAGAUGCUAAAUUUCCAUGGAAUAAGCUUAGUUUUGGACCGACAUUUGAGAAGCUAAAACUUGCAGUUUUCUCCAAGACAUGGCCAAUUGGUGCAGCCCCUGGGGGUAUGGAACGCCAUGCUUCUACUCUGUACCAUGCUCUUGCUGCUAGAGGUCAUGAAAUCCAUGUAUUUACUGUUCCAUCAGAUAGGAAGCCUCAUGUCGAUGUUCAUGUAGGCAAUCUUCAUGUGUAUUUUGCUGCCAAUGAUCAUGGCUCUGUCAACUGCUCUCUGGCAUUCGAGAUAUUCAAUAAGGUAAAUUCUAAUGGUGCUUUUGAUUAUGUGCAUACUGAGAGUGUUUCGUUGCCUCACUGGAGAGCAAAGAUGGUGCCUAAUUUAGCAGUAACAUGGCAUGGAAUUUGGUACGAAAUUAUGCAUUCCAAGUUAUUUGAAGAGCUAUUUUCAAAUCCAAAUGGUUUUCUACCAGGCCCCAUGACGGAGCUUCAAGAAUCCAUGCCUAGGCUUCUCGAUGAAAUCAGAUUCUUCUCGAGCUAUAAGCAACAUAUAUGCAUAAGCAACAGCGCAGGGGAGGUGUUAGUAAACAUCUAUCAGCUACCCCAGAGGAAUGUUCAUGUUAUACUAAAUGGGGUAGACAACACAAAAUUUGUUCACAACCCAGAAGCGGGAACGAGAUUCAGAAGAAGAUAUGGUAUCCUCGACGAUGUAAGUCUGGUGAUGGGAAUUGCAGGGAGAUUGGUUAGGGACAAGGGGCAUCCACUACUCUAUGAGGCCUUCUCGAUGAUCCUGAAACGCCAUCCCAAUGUAUGCUUGCUUGUUGCAGGGUCAGGUCCUUGGGGAAGAAGGUAUGCUGAAUUAGGCCCUAAUGUCAAAGUCUUAGGUGCACUGGAAUCAUCACAACUCUCAGAAUUCUACAAUGCAAUCGACGUGUUUGUUAACCCAACAUUAAGACCUCAGGGACUAGAUCUUACAUUGAUUGAAGCAAUGCAUUGCGGGAAGCCAGUUCUGGCCCCAAAUUAUCCAAGUAUAGUUGGGACAGUGGUAGUGGAUGAAAAUUUUGGAUAUACAUUUUCACCUAAUGUGAAGUCAUUAGUUGAGGCACUAGAGCUGGUAAUAAGAGAUGGCCCAGUAUUAUUGCAGAAGAAAGGUAUGGCUUGCAAGGAAUAUGCACUUUCUAUGUUUACUGCUACCAAAAUGGCAGCUGCCUACGAGAGGUUCUUCCUCUGCAUGAAGACUAGCAGAUAUUGUCAAUAUCCUUUUCCAACAGAUUGAUUAAAGAUGAUAUCAAAUUUUGCUUGAAAAUUGUAAUGGACAAACUGAUGUGAUGUUGAAUUUUA
Ricinus communis (castor bean) is the source of this 1601-nucleotide messenger RNA. RefSeq names its product phosphatidylinositol N-acetylglucosaminyltransferase subunit A. Bases 82 to 1536 code for a protein of 484 amino acids. The record is from RefSeq and is a predicted model, not a curated record. Gene Ontology annotation, molecular function: glycosyltransferase activity. The transcript has a single exon. Lineage: Eukaryota; Viridiplantae; Streptophyta; Magnoliopsida; Malpighiales; Euphorbiaceae.